AUGCGGAAUCAAAGUGGCCUUAAUCUAACUUUACCUACUACAACUGACCCUAAAGUAAUUGUCCUAAAUGCCGAAAACUCAGCUUGGCUAGUAAUCGCAAUGUUAAUUUUAGUGAUCAAUUUAUUUGUUCUGUCGAUCAUUCUAAUUCGCAAAAAUUUGCGAAAUCCAUCCAAUGCCAUAUUAUGUAGUAUGUUUAUAUGUGGAUGCACUAUCCCUAUCGUCUAUAUCUUCCCCGGCCGGGUAUUUGAAGAAUGGCGCUUUCAAUCGAUUUUUCUCUGUUCAACAUCGCCAAGUUUUGCUUUUGCUUCUAUUACGUGUUAUAACUUGCACAUAUGUGGAAUUUGCCUGGAUAAAAUGAUGUCCAUUUUGACACCAUUUCGUCAUCGAAUAUUAUCCAAUACGAGAAAUAUUGCUAUUUUAAUUGCUGGAUUUUGGAUUAUUCCUUAUGUAACUGGUUUUAUACCACUCUAUACUUAUCGACCCUAUUCUAGUCAAUUUUGUGUCUACGAUAACAGAAGUCAUCAAAUAAUUCAAAACGAUCAAAUCUUUCAAACGAUCUUUUUUGUGACAUUAAUAUUUAUUCCAAUGUUGACCACAAUUAUGCUAUAUUCAGUAGCACUUGUCAAAAUUAAUCGUAAGAGCGGCUCUAAAAUCUUAGCCGAUGCUAUUAAUCAAACAGUGCAAAAAUCCAACUUGUCCAGAAAUUUAAAAGUACUUCGGCAAUUAUUUUUUGUCCUCGGGUUAUUUGCUAUAUGUUGGUUGCCUUUUUUUAUUCUAUUUGUUGUACAACAAUAUUAUUUUAACGAGACAACACGUUUAGUCUAUUCUGUAUUUCGUUAUUUAGCACUGACUUAUCCUAUCAUCAAUCCAGCUUUAGUAUCCUUUUUUACUAGUAGUAUUCGCGAUGAAAUUAUGUACUUAUUUAAUCUUCGUACCAAAGAGAUAAAUUUUUCAAGCUAUCCAAGAAUUGAUCAUUUAUCAAGAAAUGUUAACUACCAAGUACACAAUCCAAGUACUCAAACUAUAGUUGCAAGCACCGAUGGCUUGCAAAAUACCCAUCCAAUACAAUGGGUUAAUACAGAAACUCAAGACGAUGAUCAUGAAGAAAUGUUGCUGUAG
Trichoplax adhaerens is the source of this 1119-nucleotide messenger RNA. RefSeq lists its product as uncharacterized. The record is from RefSeq and is a predicted model, not a curated record. The transcript has a single exon. The coding region runs from base 1 to 1119 and encodes 372 amino acids. Gene Ontology annotation, biological process: G protein-coupled receptor signaling pathway. Gene Ontology annotation, molecular function: G protein-coupled receptor activity. NCBI's taxonomy places the organism in Eukaryota, Metazoa, Placozoa, Uniplacotomia, Trichoplacea, Trichoplacidae. Gene Ontology annotation, cellular component: membrane.